CGAUAUGAAGUAUUCGAAAGAUUCUGUUAAUCCUGAAGUUCGAUAAUUCAUAAGAUAAUUCACAUAAUCAUAAUAAGAACUAAAAAUGAAUAAAUAACCUAGUACUGACUAAAGUACAUCAUCAAUUAUCUAAAGUGAUGUAAAGUCAGAUAAUGCUAAAGUAAAAGAAGUAUUCUUUAAAUUGCCAUAACAAUAAGAAAAUAAUGAAAAUAAAUAACCUUAUCUUAAAAUUUCUAAGACUCCAGUUGCAGGUUCAUUUUCUAAUUCUCUCUCUAGUAUUGACUAAGAUAGAUAUACUGAGAUUAUUGUUUAGAAAGUUGUAGAAGAACUAGAAAGGAGAAAUUAUUGUAAGAAAAAGCCUUUAUUAAGUAUUUAACAAAAUACUAUACAAAUGAGUGUUGUACCUAAAAAUGAUUUAGAUUAUUUAGAUGAUGAUUCAUUUAUUCGUCAAAUGUAAAUAAAAUAUAAUUAAUUUAAGAUAACAAACAUUGCUCAGUCCAAAUCAUACACCUAAAAAAGUAUAAAUUAAAGCAUUUGAUUGUUUUGAUUAGAGGUAAAGAAAGUUUUAAGUUCAAAAAGAAUAAAAAUUAUAAAAACAAAGAGAAACUUAAGAACUUACUAAAUUAGUAGAUGAAUUUAAAAAUUAUUUGCUACGUACAAGAUCUUCAGGAAAGUUUUGA
This is a messenger RNA of Paramecium sonneborni, 680 nucleotides long. The record is from the annotation of a GenBank genome assembly. Lineage: Eukaryota; Ciliophora; Oligohymenophorea; Peniculida; Parameciidae.